UCUCCCUUAAAAAAAGAGAGAUAAAGAUCACCACCAUCAUCGUCAUCCCCCCCUUGAAAAACACAGACUCUCCAAAUGCUCUCUCUCUAACUCACAGCCCACAACCAUGUCCUUCUUCACACUACUCCUCUCAUGGGCUCUCCUCACCAUCCUUCUCUCUCUACCCCUUUCUCUCUCCUCUUCCUCCAUCCACGACCUCCUCCGCUCGCAGGGCCUGCCAGCUGGUCUUCUCCCGAAGGAGGUCAAGUCCUACUCACUCUCCGACGACGGCUUCCUCCAAGUCUUCCUCGACGCUCCGUGCCUCACAAAAUUCGAGAACCGGGUUUUCUUUGACAGCGUCGUUAGGGCCAACCUCAGCUACGGAAGUCUCAUCGGAGUUGAGGGUUUGACUCAGGAAGAGCUCUUUCUGUGGCUGCCGGUGAAGGACAUCAUCGUUGAUGAUCCGGGAUCAGGUCUCAUACUUUUCGACAUUGGAGUCGCUCAUAAACAGCUUUCUCUGUCGCUCUUUGAAGAUCCUCCUUCCUGUAAACCCUCAGGUGUAUUGAAGAAUCAUGUGAAGAUGCUGAAAAAACGGUUUGAAGCUCUGAGAUAGGGAGAUGCCUACUUGUUACAACUUUGUCCUUUUCUAUAAUGAAGCAAAUUUAGUAUAGAUUAGUCUUCUAAUUAAUUAAUGGUAUAAGUAAUAUGUAAUUAGGUGGAGGCUAGUUUGAUGAGAUUAAUUAGGAGAGUAUAUUAAGAGGACAAGGAGGAGUAUGCAAAGAUGUUAACUCCAGGGAAGAAUCUGAUGCCCUCAUCAUAUUAGCGGUUCUAAUCUUCUAACCUUUGUUAAUGCCUUUGAUUCUCACCUGUUCCCUAAUCUGUCUUAUGUUUAAGCAAAGCAAGGGAUCAAACUUCUUUUUAUUAUUCUCUACUAUUAAAUUUUCAA
Messenger RNA from Rosa rugosa (rugosa rose), 925 nucleotides. RefSeq lists its product as uncharacterized. Bases 107 to 592 code for a protein of 161 amino acids. Lineage: Eukaryota; Viridiplantae; Streptophyta; Magnoliopsida; Rosales; Rosaceae. The record is from RefSeq and is a predicted model, not a curated record. The transcript is spliced from 2 exons.